CCCUUGUCCGGAAGGAGCGACGGAGGGGCGGACUCGCCCUGGGGGUGAGGUGCCCCGCGAUUCUCCUAGUCAAACUCUCGCGAGUGGGAUUCGAAGACCUCGCGCCAACCCAGCCAGUAGCAGCUGCGCAGGCGCGGCGAGGGCGUUCGGAGAAACCCGGUGGGUGCCUCCUGGGCGGCCCACUCUCCCUGACCGUUGGUUCGGCGGGCUCGCGAGGGAAGCUCACUACGCGUGUGCGCCAGUUCCGCCGCCCCAAGGGAGGAAAGAGCCCUGGCUGAGAGACUGGUGUGAUUGAUUAUACGGAGAGUGGCCAUGUGUGACGCUGGCAAUUACCGAGCCCGGCAGGGGAGAAGUGCGGGCGGAAGCAAGGGCAGGCUGUGGACCGCCGCGGCCACGGAGGAACAAAGCUAUGAAUACGGCUCUACGAAAUACCUGCUGCUGUGCGGUCUGGGCGGCAUGCUGAGCUGUGGGCUGACGCACACGGCCAUUGUGCCCCUGGACCUGAUCAAGUGCCGCAUGCAGGUGGACCCCGGCAAGUACAAGGGCAUCCUGAGUGCCUUUGGUGUGACGCUGCGGGAUGAGGGGCUGCGGGGCCUGGCCCGAGGCUGGGCCCCGACCUUUCUUGGCUACUCCAUGCAGGGCCUCUUCAAGUUCGGCCUCUACGAGGUCUUCAAGAUCCGCUACGCGGAGCUCCUGGGCGUGAAGAAGGCUUACGAAUGGAGAACCGGCCUGUACCUGGCCGCCUCGGCCAGCGCCGAGUUCUUCGCCGACGUGGCCCUGUCGCCCAUGGAGGCGGUGAAGGUCCGCGUCCAGACACAGCCGGGCUACGCCAGCACGCUGCGGACCGCGGCCCCCAGGAUGUACAGCGAGGAAGGCCUGUGGGCCUUCUACAAAGGCGUGGCACCGCUCUGGAUGAGGCAGAUCCCCUACACCAUGAUGAAGUUCGCCUGCUUCGAGCGCACCGUGGAGGCCCUCUACAAGUACGUCGUGCCCAAGCCUCAGAGCCAGUGCACCAAAGCUGAGCAGCUAGCCGUAACCUUCGUGGCGGGCUACAUUGCUGGCAUCUUCUGCGCUGUUGUGUCCCACCCAGCGGAUUCCGUAGUCUCUGUUUUGAACAAGGAGAAAGGCAGCACGGCUUUUGGAGUUCUCCGCAAAUUGGGGUUUGAGGGCGUGUGGAAGGGCCUGUUCGCCCGGAUCAUCAUGAUUGGCACCCUGACAGCGCUGCAGUGGUUCAUCUAUGACUCUGUUAAGGUCUAUUUCAAGUUGCCUCGCCCUCCAGUCGCUCAGGCACCGGAGGAAUCCUUCAAGAAGCAGAAGUAGGCGUGGAUUUGUCAAGUCCGGUAGCCACCAUCGGCCCAUAUUUCAAUCCAGUGGGCCAGUGUGUUCAGACAGUACUAGAGUGUAAAGUGUUAACAUUUUUUUGGAGAGGUGAUUUAAUAUGCAGUCCGAAUCCUCUUUAAGUGAUCGAUUCCUGUUUGACAAUCCAAAAGGAUAGCAGCCGUUUCAUUCGCAACCAUUAUCUUUGGGAAGUCUCCAUGGUUGCUUUAACUCAAUUGUUUUUCAGCAAUUACAGGGGAAAAAUGUCUUAAAAAGAAUUAAUGUUAGGUAAUUCCGUGUCUCUAGAUUGUAUAUCCUUUGAUGCAGUGGAGAUUAUCCAAGCAUCACUACUGAAUAGCCUACUAAUGAGGUUUUAAGGUCAGCACAACUAUAUGGGACAGGGAACAAAGUAAAAUUCUGCUACAUGGCAUUCAUCUCAAUAGAAAUCGUGCACCUAUUGAAUAGAUGAAGGACUCAUUCGAUAUUUCCUGUUCAUAUCCAUUAUAGGUUAAAAGUUAUUAAAGUUUAAAUUGUGACACAGUGCCUGAUAGCUUAGAAUGUGUUCAUUGUUUUCACAGAGGCAUGACAUGAGAAGAUCAGCCUUUUCUCAUUUUGCUUUGUCCAGUUAUCUUCCUGACAUUGCUAGUUAGGGCAUAGCUCUCCCCAGGAAGUGCUACAAUUGGAUCAAUGUGGGGAACCAAAGUGAGAUGAAGGGCAGGCUUUGGGAAUAAAUAUGUAAAGAAGAGCCUCUGUUCUCUAUUAUUUCUUCUGUGUAACUCAGCUUUCAACAGCCGUACAGCCAGAGAAGACCGUACCUCCCUGACAUUGAAACACACACAUACAACCCUGCACAUUCCAACAAUUGUUUGUUGAAUGUUAAAGAAUGGUCUGAGUGACUUUGGAAGGAAAAUCUCACUUUUAAUGUAACAAAUGUCAUUCAUUUAAUUUGGUAGAUGUUUCAGUGAUCUUUACAGUGAUUGAGGUUCAUAAUUUUUUUUGAAGUUAUAAGUCACAUUUUCAGUUUUCUGUAGUCUUCACAUCUCUGGGGAAAUUAUAAAGUUGGUGAAGUUCUGUGAAUUUGAAAUGUUUAUAAAAAUGUGAAUAAGAAAUAAAUGUCAUUAUAUUUGGUAUAACUUACCAAAAUGUUACAUGAUUGCCUUAAUAAUUUGUGUUAAAGAUUACAAACUUAGAAUAUGUUAAUGUUUUAACUAUGUGAUAAAUUGUUUAAUGGUUAACAGAAGUUAAAAAGUGUCUAGAUUUAAGUAUGUCUGAACUUUCUUGGUUGGAUAAUAAAGAGUUGGAGGGAAAAUGUCACAACUUGUGAAUGAGAUGGAAUU
Molecule: messenger RNA, 2654 nt
Organism: Phyllostomus discolor (pale spear-nosed bat)
Lineage: Eukaryota; Metazoa; Chordata; Mammalia; Chiroptera; Phyllostomidae
Product: phosphate carrier protein, mitochondrial-like
Exons: 1
Coding region: 313-1320 (335 amino acids)
Biological process (GO): mitochondrial phosphate ion transmembrane transport
Cellular component (GO): mitochondrial inner membrane
Molecular function (GO): phosphate transmembrane transporter activity
Source: RefSeq, a predicted model, not a curated record